CUCCGUGACCCCGCCCCCCCGAGGGAGGGGGCCAGGCGGUUACUCGCUGCGCUGGAGGGGAGCGGGGGCCGGGCUCCUGCUUGGCUCGUGUGUUACGCGCCCGCCGAGUCGGUGCCGAGGCCGCUGGCUCCUGAUUGUCCUUUGCGGCGGUCGCGGUGGCUGCUUUCUUGCCUCCGGUCCCGGGGCUGCGGGGCUACAGUGGUCGCGCCUCCCGUGGGACACGGCUUCCCAGAGCAGCACCCAAGGAAAGAUUUUCAUAAAGAAAUCUUUAUCAUCUGAAAACGAGUCAUCUCUUCUGAUGGAACACAGCCUCCUUACAGUUUGGGAAAUUGGAGAUUUAGGCUGUUGAAUCGUACUGCUGGUUUAUAAAUCUUGGCAGACAGUGCGGCUGCAGGCCAUCGAGCUGGACUUCCCUGCGGCUUUCUCGGCCGAGAGUGUUUGGCGUGCGUGGCCCAGCCUGUAGCCGGCGCCAUGCCAGCUUUGUCAGCAGGCUCUGGUAGUGACACAGGUCUGUAUGAGCUGUUGGCUGCUCUGCCAGCCCAGCUGCAGGCACAUGUGGAUAGCCAGGAAGACCUGACCUUCCUCUGGGAUAUGUUUGGUGAAAAAAGCCUGCAUUCACUGGUAAAGAUUCAUGAGAAGCUGCACAACUAUGAGAAGCAGAACCCCAGGCCCGUCCUCCCCGGCGCGGCAGUCCUGGCCGAUGACCUGGCUGAAGAGCUUCAGAACAAGCCAUUGAACAGUGAGAUCAGAGAGCUGUUGAAACUACUGUCAAAACCCAAUGUGAAGGCUUUGCUGUCUGUACAUGACACUGUGGCUCAGAAGACUUAUGAUCCUGUAUUGCCUCCUAUGCCUGAUGAUAUUGACGAUGAGGAAGAUUCUGUAAAAAUCGUCCGUCUGGUCAAAAAUAGAGAACCGCUGGGAGCCACCAUUAAGAAAGACGAACAGACUGGGGCAAUCAUUGUGGCUCGAAUCAUGAGAGGAGGAGCCGCAGACAGAAGUGGUCUUAUGCAUGUUGGUGAUGAGCUUAGGGAAGUGAAUGGGAUAUCAGUUGAGGACAGAAGGCCUGAGGAAGUCAUUCAGAUUUUGGCUCAGUCUCAGGGAGCAAUUACAUUUAAGAUUAUACCCAGCAUCAAAGAGGAGACAACAUCUAAAGAAGGCAAGAUGUUUAUCAAAGCCCUCUUUGACUAUGACCCUAAUGAGGACAAAGCGAUUCCAUGUAAGGAAGCUGGGCUUUCUUUCAAAAAAGGAGAUAUUCUGCAGAUUAUGAGUCAAGAUGAUGCAACAUGGUGGCAAGCAAAGCACGAAGGUGCUGCCAAUCCCAGAGCAGGCUUGAUUCCCUCAAAGCAUUUCCAGGAAAGGAGAUUGGCUCUGAGACAACCAGAAAUAUUAGUUCAGCCCCUGAAAGUUUCCAACAGGAAAUCAUCUGGUUUUAGAAGAAGUUUCCGUCUUAGUAGAAAAGAUAAGAAAACAAAUAAAUCCAUGUAUGAAUGCAAGAAGAGUGAGCAGUAUGAUACCGCGGAUGUACCCACAUAUGAGGAAGUGACACCCUAUCGGCGGCAAACCAACGAGAAAUACAGACUUGUUGUCUUGGUUGGUCCUGUAGGAGUAGGUUUGAAUGAACUGAAACGAAAGCUGCUCCUCAGCGACACGCAGCACUAUGGUGUGACAGUGCCCCACACUACCAGAGCAAGAAGAAGCCAGGAGAGCGAUGGUGUGGAGUAUAUUUUCAUUUCCAAGCAUUUGUUUGAGACAGAUGUGCAAAAUAACAAGUUUAUUGAAUAUGGUGAAUAUAAAAACAACUACUAUGGUACAAGUAUAGACUCAGUUCGGUCUGUCCUGGCGAAAAACAAAGUCUGCCUGUUGGAUGUUCAGCCUCAUACAGUGAAGCAUUUAAGGACACUAGAAUUUAAGCCCUAUGUGAUAUUUAUAAAGCCUCCAUCAAUAGAACGUUUGAGAGAGACAAGAAAACAUGCAAAGAUUAUUUCAAGCAGAGAUGACCAAGGUGCCGCAAAGCCCUUUAUGGAAGAAGACUUUCAAGAAAUGAUUAAAUCUGCACAGAUAAUGGAAAGUCAGUACGGUCAUCUUUUUGACAAAAUUAUAGUCAAUGAUGACCUUACCAUGGCAUUCAAUGAGCUAAAAACAACUUUUGACAAAUUAGAGACAGAUAUCCAUUGGGUUCCAGUGAGCUGGUUGCAUUCAUAAGUAAGGGAAAUCUCCACAGCAUCUUUCUGUAGAGUGCAUGGUUGAAUCAGUUAUCAUUUUGGUGGUAGGGCUUUUUAAAUCUCUCUUGCUGUUAUAGAUGUGCAAUCUUGGUUAAAAUUGAAUGUUCUCUUUUGUAUCAUUUUACAACCUUAUUUCAAACACAGUGUUUGAGUAUAAGAUCCAAAAUCAAUAUUUACACACUGUAUUCUGAGCAAAGCUCUGAAUCAUCUGGUUUCCUUAAUAGAUAGCUCUAUCUCCAAGAUGGAGUUGUACUUUUCAGAGAGACAUAUAUUGGAGUUCAGGGCUUCAGGUCUCAGGCAUGGUCCCCUCCAUCCAGUCUGCAGGGCAGCAGGUGAUGCCAUUAGCAGCCAUGAGCCACCCCAAACAUGGCAGCUUUCUGUGUUUCAGGUAGACCAUCACUAGUUCUCCUGGGCUUGCAGUAAGAUGGAGUCUGAUUAUUCUAAAAAGUGCAGUCUUUUUUCUUAGGUAUGCACAAUAUAUUCACACUGGAUGCAUUUAAAAAUAUUUCUUAAAGGAAUUACUGAAAAUUUGCCUUAGUGAGUGGCCUUUGUGCUACAACUUGUGAAAACUACAGUAGCACUUAUAUGUGACUCAAAUAUUUAAUAAGGGAAGACAGACUUCUUAUAUAUUUAACUAAAAACCCUUCUUUACAGCAUUCAUCUUAGUAAGAAUGGCCAAAUCUUGGGAAAAUAAUUACAAAAGACAUUUUUAUUAUAAAUCCUCAGACCACAUUUUAGAGUCACCAAAAAGGUUGUUUUAGCUGGUUUUGGAUUUUCACAGUAAAUUACAAGAAUGUGAUUCUUGUUCUAAAAAGUACAUGUCUUAUAAGUUACAGUUAAGGAAAAUGUGAUCAUUUUUCAAAUAUGCAAUAAGAUGUAUUUUAGAACACUUUUCUAAAUGUAAUAUCAAAUUAUUUUUUCAUCAUCAAAAUAAUUGGCCAGAUAUCCUAAUCUUGCCAUUUUUAAAUAAGUUUAAGAGAGACUCUUACAUUUUAUGUAUUUAGGUGGAAUCUCUCAUUUUUCCUUGAUACUACUGAUCUUCAGCAAAUACUAGAAAUGUCCCAAGUUGUGUAAGAGAGAACAUGUCCUGCCAGUCAGAAGUCAUUGCAUUUGAGAAUUUAGAUGUCAUAUUUAAGGAAAAAUAGAAUGUAGUAAAAUUUUAUAUAUUUAUGAAAUAUUUAAAAGGCAUAUUUUUUUUAAUUAUCAAAUGGGGCUGUUCAUAAAAUAAAUUGUAUGUAGAGAUGUCAUAAUUUAACAUAAUAGUUUUAUAAGUCAAGGUCAACAUUCCAUGUAAAUAUUUGACCUGUAUUUGAACACAGGUCCCCAUGAGUGUCAUCUGUGCACUGCAUGUCUGAAGGCAUUAUCCACUGAAUUUCUUUCACACAUUUCAUAUUAGAAACAAAAACUCCUGCAAUGGCCUUGAUACCCACAUACACCAAAAGAGAGAAAGUCUGUUUUCAGUAUGGUUUUAAUAUCAGAUUUGACAAUCCUCUUUCCCACCUUGUUUUUCAAGUUGUAUGGCUGGUCUAAGAAAAUACAAAUCUUAGUUUGGGUAGAAUAUUUUUCUCUUUGAAUAUUGAUUGAAAUUUCCUAUAAAUCAAGAUUUCCUGUUCAAAGAGUAACAAGAAAUGUAGGAUGAUUUAGGCAGUCCAAAUUCUUUGUUCUGAAAUACCUGCAUGAAUUCUUUAUUCUGGGGGUAGAGAGUGUAAAGUGGUAGAAACUGAGUCCUUUUGUUGUUAGUAGUGAUGAAAGUGUUAUAAAAAAAACUGUCCAGACCUUUCUUUCUUUAUACAAUAGACCUGAACAAUAUUUUUAAAUAAUGAAAAGGGGCGCUGAAGCAGUUUGAGAAACCUUUUAUCAGGUAGAAUAUAUAAUGUUGCAAGUAACAUUUACAUGACCAUCUUGAUGCCUGGAGAUCAAUUUAAUGAUCAGAGUUAAAAUUUAAUGAGUCAGUGAACUCCAGGGCUUUGUUGAUAACUGUAGGCCCCCUCGCCCCCAGGGAAGGCUCACACUAUGCUUCUCCCUCUACUAGUUCUUCAGGCAGCCUGCUGCCAAGACAGUGUGUCAGUACUAUUUGAGUGAAGAGGAAUGUUUAUAUUUUUAAGUCCCAUAUAUUUAAAAUCCAAGAUCAAGAAGGAAACUUUGUAUUCCCAUGGUUAACAAAUUAGAAUCAAUUAAAAAUUUUAAAAUGAAAUUGACAUAUAAUUUUUUACUUACCAAGACAGACGUUCUUGAUAUUUUUAAGGCUGACAUUCCUUGUAUUGUGUAUUGAUGAGAUGUGCCUAAAUUGUAGUAAUUUGACAGGCAUAUAAACUUCUCAGAUUUAUAAAACUGUUAAAAGCUUCCUGAAGAUAGAGUUUAUUAUUUAUAUGGUAAGGAUUUAUAAAUAAAUGUAAUGGAAAACCUCUGAUCUUAAUAAAGAACCUUCAAAUGA
Messenger RNA from Manis pentadactyla (Chinese pangolin), 4656 nucleotides. It is a transcript of the gene MPP7, whose product is annotated as MAGUK p55 scaffold protein 7. Gene Ontology annotation, biological process: protein localization to adherens junction. The record is from RefSeq and is a predicted model, not a curated record. Bases 472 to 2202 code for a protein of 576 amino acids. Gene Ontology annotation, cellular component: plasma membrane; cell-cell junction. Gene Ontology annotation, molecular function: protein binding. NCBI's taxonomy places the organism in Eukaryota, Metazoa, Chordata, Mammalia, Pholidota, Manidae. The transcript is spliced from 18 exons.